GCUUUAGAUGUAAACUGACAUCACCUCAGCUGAACAAACCGAAAGCGAAAGACUGAUCAAACUCCAACUAAAGUCUUUAGGGAGACAUAGAAGAAGACUAGCUGGCUCUAAAAUGAGUCUCUGUGAAGAGAGAGAGGAGGAGGAUGUUGAUCUCUAUCAGAACCAGAGAGGAGCACCCCCAGAGUCCAGCUGUUUGAGUGAUGCAUCCAUGGGACGACCCAUUUAUUUCAGUAAAGGAACGGGAACUUUCAACCUCAGUAUCAAUGGAAGAAAGAGAAAAAGAACAGCAUGUCCAGAGCCCAUAUAUCAGCCUCCUGAUCUAAGUGAUGGACCAAUGACCUUUAAACCCAGUAUCACUAGAAAAAAGAGAAAAAGAGCAGCAUCUCCAGAGCCCAGCUGUUUGUCUUUGAAGAGUGACAGAUCAAUAAAUCAGCCUCCAAAUCUAAAUAAAGGAUCAGUGACUUUUAAACACAGAGGUGAUAAGACUGAAGACCUGCAGAAUGAAUCUCACCAAUCAGUAGAUGAUGAACUACAGAGAGUCAAAAACCAACACAAAACCAGCAUGAAGAACAAGUAUGAGAGAUUAUGUGAGGGAGUCAAACUACAAGAGAAUCAAACCUUUCUGAACACAAUCUACACACAGCUCUACAUCAUAGAGGGAGAGAGUGAAGGAGUGAAUGAAGAACAUGAGAUUUUACAGAUGGACAAAAAAGCCAGAAAUCAAUCUUCACAAGACACUCCAAUCUGCUACAAUGACAUCUUUAAAGCCUCACCUGGUCCAGGAUAUGAGGAAGAAGAGCAGAUCAAGACUGUUCUUACUAAAGGCAUUGCUGGAAUUGGAAAAACGGUCUCUGUGCAGAAGUUCAUUCUGGACUGGGCCGAGGGAAAAGCCAAUCAGGAUGUAGAUUUCAUGUUUGUGUUACCAUUUCGAGAGUUGAACUUGAUCCAAGAUCAUCAGUACAGUCUUCACAGACUUCUGCUUGACUUUCAUCCUGAACUUCAAGAUCUGGACUCCAAGAUUUACAAGAAGUGUAAAGUUGUGUUCAUUUUUGAUGGUCUGGAUGAAAGCAGAGUCAUGAUGUUUUCAGACACUCAGAAAGUUUCUGGUAUUACUAAGAUUUCAUCAGUGGGUGUGUUGAUGUCAAACCUGAUGAAAGGAAAGCUACUUCCCUCUGCUCUCAUCUGGAUCACCUCCAGACCAGCAGCAGCCAAUCAGAUCCCCUCCGAGUACAUCAACCGUCUGACUGAAAUACAGGGAUUCAAUGACCCUCAAAAGGAGGAGUAUUUUAGGAAGAGAAUCAGUGAUGAGCAUCAAGCCAGCAGAAUAAUCUCACACAUCAGGGGAGCAAGAAGCCUCCACAUCAUGUGCCACAUCCCCGUCUUCUGCUGGAUCUCAGCCACUGUGCUUCAAAACAUCAUAAAACACAAAGACAGUGCAGAAAUCCCUAAAACUCUGACUGAAAUGUACAUCCACUUUCUACUCACUCAGAUCAACAUGGGGAAUCAGAAGUAUGAAGAGAGAAGUCCAGGGAAACUAGUGCAGUCCUACAGAGAAAUUAUUGUGAAACUUGCUGAACUGGCUUUCAAACAGCUGAUGAAGGGCAAUGUGUUGUUCUAUGAGGAGGACCUGAGAGAGAGUGGCAUAGACGUCACUGAUGCCUCAGUGUAUUCUGGGAUUUGCACUGAAAUCUUUAAAGAGGAAUCUGUGUUUCAUCAGAGGAAAAUCUACUGUUUCAUACAUCUGAGCUUUCAGGAGUUUCUGGCUGCAUUCUAUGUGUUUUACUCCCAUCUAUUGAACAACAUGGAGCCACUGAAGUUGUUUCUGAAUGAUAAACAUAAGACAGACACAUCUGGAAAAAGCACUUUGUUUGAGCUGCUAAAAUCAGCAGUUAAAAAAACUCUUCAGAAUAAAAAUGGACACCUGGAUCUUUUUCUGCGGUUCCUGCUGGGGAUCUCACUGGGGUCCAAUCAGAGACUCUUACAGGCCCUUUUGACAUGCACAGAGAAUAGCUCAAAAACAAUCAAAAAAAUUAUAAUUCAAAUUAAACACAAAAUCAAGGGAAAUAAUCGUCUCUCAGCUGAACAAUCUAUCAGUCUGUUCCUCUGUCUGCUGGAAGUUAAAGAUCAGACUCUUUACAGAGAGAUUCAGCAUUUUGUGAAAUCAGACAAACACUCUGAGAAGAAACUCACUCCUGCUCACUGUUCAGCAAUCGCCUACAUGCUUCAGAUGUCAGAGGAGGUGCUGGAUGAGUUUGAUCUCAUGAAAUAUAACACAUCAUCUGAGGGAAGACGGAGACUGUUACCAGCUGUGAGAAACUGCAGGAAAGCUCUACUUGCUGGAUGUGGUCUGUCUGAUCAACACUGUGAAAGUUUGUCUUCAGCUCUACAAUCAUCAGACUCCCAGCUGAGAGAGCUGGACCUGAGUAACAACGACCUUCAGGAUUCAAAAGUAAAGCUGCUCUCUGUUGCACUAAAGAGUUCACACUGUCAAGUGAACAAACUGAGAUUGGUCAGCUGUAAUCUCACUGGUCAGUGCUGUGAAAGUUUGUCUUCAGCUCUAAAAUUAUCAAAAGGCCACCUGAAAGAGCUGGACCUGAGUAACAAUGACCUGCUGGAUUCAGGAGUGAAGCUGCUGUCUGCUGGACUGACAAGUGCGAACUGUCAGUUGAACAUACUGAGAUUGUCUGGCUGUAUGGUGACAGAGAAAGGCUGUCGUUAUGUGUCUUCAGCUCUGAGAUCAAACCCCUUACACCUGAGAGAACUGGAUCUGAGCUACAAUCACCCAGGAGAUUCAGGAGUCAAGCUACUCUCUGAAAAACUGGAAGAUCCAAACUGCACACUAGACAAACUCAAUGUGGAUCAUGGAGGAGAGUUCAGGAUUACAGCAGGUCUACGCAAAUAUGCCUGUUCUCUCACACUGGAUACAAACACAGCAAACACUCGUCUCAUUCUGUCUGAGGGAAACCGAAAGGUGACACGUGUGGAAGAGGAACAGUCAUUUCUUGAUCAUCCAGAAAGAUUUGAUGUAUGUCAUCAGGUUCUUUCUAGAGAGAGUCUGUCUGGACGCUGUUAUUGGGAGGCCGAAUGGAGGGGAUAUUCUGUUAUGUCAGUAACAUAUAAAGGAAUCAGCAGGAAAGGACAGAGUCAUGACUGUUGGUUUGGACGAAAUAAAAACUCCUGGAGUCUGAUCUGCUCUGAUAAUGGAUUCAUUGCCCGUCAUAAUAAUAAUUCAACUGACAUACAUAUCCCUUUACGUUCCUCUCAUAUAGUAGGUGUAUAUUUGGACUGGUUGGCUGGGUGUUUAUCCUUCUACAGCAUCUCGAACACACACACACUCACACAUUUACACACAUUCACCUCCACAUUCACUGAAUCUCUGUAUGCUGGAUUUGGAGUUUAUGAUUUCUCAGUGUGUUUGCGUAAGAUGGAAAAGCCUGUGACCAACCACCGAGGCGUCACAUACCCAUAUAAAUGAAAAACUCACGUGUCUGUGAGAUAUGCUAGAACAAACCUCAUUGGUUCUCGUGUCCCACGCACAGACAAAUAUAUUUCUGUGUUUUAAUCAAUGUAUAUUAUGGCUUAACACUAGAAUCGCCAGAGGUCGCUGUAUACCUAAAACCACCAGCGGGUAAAUUUUACCCACGCUCAUUACAACUGUAUUUAUAUGGCUAAAGAACAUAUAAUUUCACUGUAUUAUGCCACUGUCUUCACAAAGAAGUGUCUAGAGUCAUGAAAUGAUUAUGUUUAGUCAUUAACUAAAUUCUUUUAUGUUCAAGACUUUUAAUGCAGGCUACACAAAUACAUAAUGGUCAGUAGCCUAAGGUAAAAAAAAUAAAAAAGGCAUGCACUGACAGCGGAAAUUAGAAGCUAGUGCCCUAAAUAUUUGGGUGGUGCAUUAUUAUACAAUGUCAUUAAUCAAUAUAUUAAGAUAACCCCUGCAAUUUGAUGCGAUGACAAAUUCAAGCGGACAACUGAAUAUUUAUUCACUUGUUUAUUUAAAUCAUUUAUAGUUUGAAUAAGAGAACAACACCAUUAAACUUUGGUAAUUAAAAAGUUUUAUUCAUUAUAUCGUAUAGAUUGGAUUUUUAUUUAUUUAUUUCUUCAGCAAAUGGCCAGACUAGAAUAUCAACAUAGUAACAAACAAUAAACAAUAUGGAAAGACAAAAAUGUAAUAAUUAAACCAAAGUUUGACCAAUUAGAGUAAUGUUAAGCUAAAACAUGUAAAUAUGAUAGUAAAUAUGAUAUCUGGAUCACUGUCAGAUGAACCGUCAGAUGCUAAGCUGAACCAAUUUUACUUAAUUUAUGAAACUGAUAACCGCUAACUCAGUGAGUGAAAAGCAUUGCCUAGAAAUGAUAAAUGUUAAAACAUAGGUGGAAUGUAAACAGUGAAAAAAUAUGUGCAUUCAAUAGUGGCUAAAUUUGACCCACUGGCGCUUAUAGGUAUAAAUGCCCAGUUUUUUUAUAUGGUUUUAUCAAAAUAAUUUUUAACAACAUUGAAUUGUAAAUGACAUCAUUUUACUAAAAGUCAAUGACUGAGAGACUUGGAUGUUUUAUUUUAAAUCUGCUAUAUACAUUUGAAAAACAGCCAUGGGUAAAAUUGACCCUGUGGCGAUUCUAGUGUUAAUUAAGUCUCUCUAUCCUAAAGGGAACAUGUCACUUCAGAAGACUGUGAUUAAAUGGCUUGAUUCAUUUGUACAUACAGAAAAAAAUGUUGGACCUUUUUGAAUUUUGAAAGUUUUGUUUAUUUGAAUUGUCAGCAAAGGAACAGCAAUUUCAGGUUUCAUUAAAAAAAUCCCAAUUUGCUUUUCAUAAUAAACAAAAAAUAUUUGGAACAAC
This is a messenger RNA of Carassius gibelio (silver crucian carp), 4836 nucleotides long. RefSeq names its product NACHT, LRR and PYD domains-containing protein 3. The transcript has 10 exons. Lineage: Eukaryota; Metazoa; Chordata; Actinopteri; Cypriniformes; Cyprinidae. Gene Ontology annotation, molecular function: protein binding. The record is from RefSeq and is a predicted model, not a curated record. Bases 113 to 3475 code for a protein of 1120 amino acids.